AUGGACUUGACCACUCGUCGCGGUGAGGAAGGCGGUCCAGGAGAGGCUGUUUUACCUUUAAAUGGGACUGAGCCGGUGUGUCGUGAACUAGUGAACGGAACACAAGGAUGUGAGGUGACCGGGGUAACGGCUGAAGUGCCAGCGCCUCCCAGGAAGACUAGUUCGUUUACCAUAAGGAACUUAGUUGGCGCCAUUGAUACAGAACACAAAGCCGACGGCAAUGCGAAUACUAGCGAUAAUUAUUAUCCCCAAGAAUCAUAUCAAAAGUACGCCACAAUGGGAUUGUCUGAGGUGUCAAAAGACGAUUCUCCCCGAACCACUCCAGAGUUACCUCGUGCUGACCAGUCCCCGGCAUCAGAGCGUCCUCCGCCAGGAUCAGCUGACAGUGAUGACGCCGAUGAUUUCACUCCAAAGAGAAAGCAAAGAAGAUAUAGAACAACCUUCACGAGUUUUCAAUUAGAAGAACUAGAAAAAGCUUUCUCAAGAACGCAUUACCCUGACGUUUUUACUAGAGAAGAGCUCGCAAUGAAGAUCGGAUUGACAGAGGCACGAAUACAGGUAUGGUUUCAAAACCGCCGCGCAAAAUGGCGCAAGCAAGAGAAAGUGGGACCGCAAGGCCAUCCCUACAAUCCGUAUCUGAGUGCGGCCGGGGCUCCUCCGCCGUCUGUGGUCGCCUCCAUGCCUAACCCAUUUUCACAGUUGGGCUUCGGCUUUAGAAAACCUUUCGACACAAACGCCUUUGCAUCGUUUAGGUACGGAGGAACGCCGGUUCUAAGCACGCAGUACCUUGGAGCGCCCUUGCCAAGACCGCCGUUAUUUAGUGCGCCCAUUUACACAACUAGCCCUCCCUUUCAUUCUCUUCUAGCUGGUUUAGCUGCGCCCCCAAGACAGUCUCCUGAUCCUCCUUCUGUAUCCCCUCCCAUAUCACCCGGAAGCGAGUCGCCUCCAACGCAACCUGGGCCAGAAGUAGAAAGAAGGAGUUCUAGCAUUGCUGCGUUAAGAAUGGCAGCGAGAGAACAUGAGUUAAGAUUGGAAAUGCUUAGACAAAGACAUCACACAGACCUAAUUAGUUGA
Molecule: messenger RNA, 1074 nt
Organism: Parnassius mnemosyne (clouded apollo)
Lineage: Eukaryota; Metazoa; Arthropoda; Insecta; Lepidoptera; Papilionidae
Source: the annotation of a GenBank genome assembly